Molecule: messenger RNA, 5988 nt
Organism: Nerophis lumbriciformis (worm pipefish)
Lineage: Eukaryota; Metazoa; Chordata; Actinopteri; Syngnathiformes; Syngnathidae
Source: RefSeq, a predicted model, not a curated record
AUGUCACAGAGGAGUGGGCAAGAGGACCCAGAGCGUUACCUCUUUGUGGAUCGCGCCGUGGUCUACAACCCAGCCUCGCAGGCGGAUUGGACCGCUAAGAGGCUGGUAUGGGUCCCGUCGGAGCGCCACGGCUUUGAGGCGGCCAGCAUUCGUGAAGAACGCGGUGAAGAGGUGUUCGUGGAGCUGGCGGAGAAUGGGAAGAAGGCCUCAGUCAACAAAGAUGACAUCCAAAAGAUGAACCCGCCAAAGUUCAGCAAGGUGGAGGACAUGGCCGAGCUCACUUGCCUCAAUGAAGCUUCCGUACUACACAACCUCAAGGACCGUUACUACUCAGGUCUCAUUUAUACAUAUUCUGGCCUCUUCUGCGUAGUCAUAAAUCCCUACAAAAACCUCCCCAUCUACUCAGAGAACAUAGUGGAAAUGUACAGAGGCAAGAAAAGGCAUGAGAUGCCCCCUCACAUCUAUGCCAUCUCAGAAUCUGCUUACAGAUGCAUGUUACAAGAUCGAGAGGACCAGUCCAUUCUUUGCACCGGAGAGUCAGGAGCUGGCAAGACUGAGAACACAAAGAAGGUCAUCCAGUACCUAGCACAUGUUGCCUCCUCCCACAAAGGAAGGAAAGAUCACAACAUUCCUCCAGAAUCUCCUAAACCAAUGAAGCUGCAGACACAAAAUGCAGUUAGUGGAGGCCUCUUUUAUGGUGAACUGGAACGUCAGCUUUUACAAGCCAACCCCAUCCUCGAAUCAUUUGGGAACGCAAAGACUGUGAAAAACGACAACUCGUCACGUUUUGGAAAAUUCAUUCGCAUCAACUUUGAUGUCACUGGCUAUAUUGUUGGGGCCAACAUUGAAACAUAUUUAUUGGAGAAAUCCAGAGCCAUCCGCCAAGCCAAAGAUGAGCGCACCUUCCACAUUUUUUACCAGCUGUUGGCCGGAGCCGGAGAACACCUCAAAUCUGACCUGCUUUUGGAGGGAUUUAACAACUACCGUUUCCUGUCCAAUGGCAACAUCCCAAUCCCAGGACAGCAGGAUAAAGACAACUUCCAUGAGACCAUGGAGGCCAUGCACAUUAUGAGCUUCUCCCAUGAGGAGAUACUGGCCAUGUUGAAAGUGGUGUCGUCGGUGCUACAGUUUGGAAACAUUAUCUUUAAAAAGGAAAGGAACACUGACCAGGCUUCCAUGCCUGAUAAUACAGCUGCUCAGAAGCUGUGUCAUCUGUUGGGCAUGAGUGUCAUGGAGUUCACCAGGGCCAUCCUCUCACCAAGGAUCAAAGUGGGAAGAGACUAUGUCCAGAAAGCUCAAACCAAAGAGCAGGCCGACUUUGCUGUGGAGGCCUUGGCUAAAGCAACCUACGAGCGUCUCUUCCGUUGGCUGGUACAUCGCAUAAACAGAGCUCUGGAUAGGACCAAAAGACAGGGCGCCUCCUUCAUUGGCAUUCUGGACAUUGCUGGCUUUGAGAUCUUCCAGCUGAACUCUUUCGAGCAACUGUGCAUCAACUAUACCAAUGAGAAGCUGCAGCAGCUCUUCAACCACACCAUGUUCAUCCUUGAGCAGGAAGAAUAUCAGAGGGAAGGAAUCGAAUGGAGUUUCAUUGACUUUGGCCUCGACCUUCAGCCCUGCAUCGAUCUCAUUGAGAGGCCUGCAAACCCUCCAGGGGUAUUAGCUCUAUUGGAUGAGGAGUGUUGGUUCCCCAAGGCCACAGACAAGACCUUUGUGGACAAGCUAAUCCAGGAACAGGGUACACAUACCAAGUUCCAGAAACCACGCCAACUCAAAGACAAAGCUGACUUCUGCAUCAUCCACUAUGCUGGAAGGGUGGACUAUAAGGCAGAUGAGUGGUUGAUGAAGAACAUGGACCCCCUCAAUGACAACGUGGCUACGCUACUGCAUCAGUCCGCUGACAAAUUUGUGGCAGAGCUGUGGAAAGACGUGGAUCGUAUAGUGGGCUUGGACCAGGUGGCAGGCAUGAACGAGACCGCAUUUGGUGCCACCUAUAAAACGAAAAAGGGCAUGUUUAGGACUGUGGGUCAACUCUACAAGGAGUCACUCACCAAGCUCAUGGCCACACUGAGGAACACCAACCCUAACUUUGUCCGCUGUAUCAUCCCCAACCACGAAAAACGGGCAGGUAAGCUAGAGCCUCAUCUGGUUCUGGACCAGCUGAGAUGCAAUGGAGUUUUGGAGGGGAUCCGUAUCUGCAGACAGGGCUUCCCUAAUCGCAUUGUCUUCCAGGAGUUCAGACAGAGAUAUGAAAUCCUCACUCCCAAUGCUAUCCCCAAGGGGUUCAUGGAUGGGAAACAAGCUUGUGAGAGAAUGAUUCAAGCCCUUGAGCUGGAUCCCAAUCUGUUUCGCAUUGGCCAAAGUAAGAUCUUCUUCAGAACUGGUGUCCUGGCUCACUUGGAGGAGGAGCGUGAUCUGAAGAUCACUGACAUCAUCAUUUACUUCCAAUCUGUGUGCCGUGGAUACUUGGCACGCAAGGCCUUUGCCAAGAAACAGCAACAGCUAAGUGCCCUAAAGGUUCUCCAGAGGAACUGUGCUGCUUAUCUAAAACUGCGACACUGGCAGUGGUGGAGACUCUUUACCAAGGUGAAGCCUCUUCUGCAGGUUACUAGACAGGAGGAGGAGAUGCAAGCCAAAGAUGAGGAGCUGCUCAAGGUGAAGGAGAGGCAGCUGAUGGUGGAGAAUGAUCUUGUAGAGAUGGAGAGGAAACACCAACAGCUUUUGGAGGAGAAGACAAUUCUUGCAGAGCAGCUUCAGGCAGAAACAGAGCUGUUUGCUGAGGCUGAAGAGAUGAGAGCUCGUCUGGCCUCCAGGAAGCAAGAGCUCGAGGAGAUCCUUCACGACUUGGAGUCUCGGGUGGAGGAAGAGGAGGAGAGGAAUCAGAGUCUACAGAAUGAGAAGAAGAAGAUGCAGUCACAUAUUCAGGACCUAGAGGAGCAGCUUGAUGAGGAAGAGGCCGCACGACAGAAGCUUCAACUUGAUAAAGUGACUGCUGAGGCAAAGAUCAAGAAAUUAGAAGAAGACAUUGUGUUGCUUGAGGACCAAAACACCAAGUUCCACAAGGAGAAGAAGCUUCUGGAAGACCGAAUCAAUGAAGCGACUACCAUGCUGACGGAGGAGGAGGAAAAGGCAAAGAACCUUGGAAAACUUAAGAAUAAGCAGGAGAUGAUGAUGGUCGAUCUGGAGGAGCGUCUGAAGACGGAAGAGAAAACACGUCAGGAGCUUGAAAAGGUCAAGCGUAAGCUGGAUGCUGAGACGACAGAUCUGCAGGACCAGAUUGCUGAGCUCCAGGCACAAAUUGAAGAAUUGAAGAUGCAAUUGGCCAAGAAGGAGGAGGAGCUGCAGGCUUCUUUGGCUAGGAAUGAUGAAGAGACAGCGCAGAAGAACAAUGCUCUCAAGCAGAUCCGAGAGCUGCAAGCCCAACUGGCUGAGCUGCAAGAGGACCUGGAGUCCGAGAAGAUGUGUCGAAGUAAAGCUGAAAAACUAAAGCGGGACCUCAGCGAGGAGCUGGAGGCUCUGAAGACUGAGCUGGAGGACACACUAGACACCACCGCUGCGCAACAGGAACUCAGGACCAAACGAGAGCAAGAAGUAGCUGAGCUGAAAAAAGCGAUUGAUGAGGAGAGCAAAAACCAUGAGGCCCAAAUCCAGGAAAUGAGGCAGCGGCACGCCAUCGCGCUGGAGGAACUGUCUGAACAACUGGAUCAGGCAAAGAGAUUCAAGUCUAAUUUGGAGAAGAACAAGCAGUGUCUGGAAAACGACAACAAAGAGUUGGUCUGUGAGGUGAAGCUUCUGCAGCAGACCAAGACAGAAUCCGAACAUAAAAGGAAGAAGCUGGAGUCUUUAAUGCAGGAGUUCACGGCUAGAACCACUGAGAUGGAGCGGGCAAAGGGGGAGAUGGCCGACCGUUCCCACAAACUCCAGAUGGAGCUGGACAAUGUGUCGGCCCUGCUGGAGGACGCGGAGAAGAAGGGAAUUAAACUGGCCAAGGAUGCUGACAACCUAGGAAGCCAGCUGCAGGAUGCCCAAGAGUUACUGCAGGAGGAGACUCGCCAAAAGCUUAACCUGGGUAGUAGAGUGCGUCAGCUGGAGGAGGAGAAGAACACCUUGCUGGAACAGCAGGAGGAAGAGGAGGAGGCUCGCCGCAAUUUGGAAAAACAGCUGCAGACGGCCCAGGCUCAGCUGAUGGAGACCAAGAAAAAGCUGGAAGAGGACGUGGGAGUCAUGGAGGGCUUGGAGGAGCUGAAAAGAAAACUCCAGAAAGAUGUGGAGCUGAGCAACCAGCGUCUGGAGGAGAAGGCCAUGGGCAUGGACAAGAUGGAGAAAACCAAAAACCGACUGCAGCAGGAGCUGGAUGACCUAAUGGUUGACCUGGACCACCAGAGGCAGAUUGUCUCCAACCUGGAGAAGAAGCAGAAGAAGUUUGACCAGAUGUUGGCUGAGGAAAAGACCGUGUCUGCUCGAUACGCCGAAGAACGUGACCGUGCGGAGGCUGAGGCCAGGGAGAAAGAAACCAAGGCCUUGUCCAUGGCCAGGGCUCUAGAGGAGGCUCUGGAGGCCAAGGAGGAGCUGGAGAGGUUCAACAAACAACUCCGUGCAGAAAUGGAGGACCUAAUGAGCUCCAAAGACGAUGUAGGGAAAAAUGUCCACGAGCUGGAGAAGUCCAAGCGUACGCUGGAGCAACAGGUGGAGGAGAUGCGAACUCAGCUGGAGGAGCUGGAGGAUGAGCUGCAGGCAACCGAGGACGCCAAAUUACGUCUGGAGGUUAACAUGCAGGCCAUGAAGGCCCAGUUUGAUAGAGAUUUGCAGGCGAGGGACGAGCAGGGCGACGAGAAGAAGAGGGCGCUUGUCAAACAGGUGCGUGAAAUGGAGGCAGAGUUAGAGGACGAGAGGAAACAGAGGACGCUCGCUGUGGCCUCCAAGAAGAAGCUGGAGAUGGAUCUCAACGAGCUGGAAGGACAGAUAGAAGCAGCCAACAAAGGCAGAGACGAGGCAAUGAAACAACUAAAAAAAUUACAGGCACAGAUGAAGGACUACCAGAGGGAGCUGGAGGAGGCGCGGGCCUCCAGGGAUGAGAUCUUCACGCAGUCCAAAGAAAACGAGAAAAAACUCAAGAGUCUUGAAGCUGAAAUCUUGCAACUACAAGAGGACCACGCGGCGUCUGAACGAGCCCGCCGGCAUGCCGAACAGGAGCGAGAUGAGCUGGCUGACGAAAUCUCCAACAGCACUUCCGGAAAAUCCAUGUUGCUAGAAGAAAAAAGGCGACUGGAGGCUCAAAUUGCCCAGCUUGAAGAAGAGUUAGAGGAGGAGCAGGGAAACACUGAGCUGCUUAACGAGCGCUUCAGAAAGAGUACGAUUCAGGCAGAGACUUUAAACACAGAGCUGGCUGCAGAGCGCGCUGCCUCCCAAAAGAGUGAGAACGCUCGGCAACAGAUGGAGCGCCAGAACAAGGAGCUGAAGGCCAAGCUGGCAGAGCUGGAAGGCUCGGUCAAAUCCAAGUUUAAGGCUUCGAUCAUGGCGUUGGAAGCUAAAACUCUGCAGCUGGAGGAACAGCUCGAACAGGAAGCAAAAGAGCGAGCAGCAGCCAAUAAAUUAGUCCGGCGCACGGAGAAGAAGCUUAAGGAGGUAAUGAUGCAGGUGGAAGACGAGCGACGUCAUGCCGACCAGUACAAAGAACAGGUGGACAAAGGCAACUCGCGUAUGAAGCAACUGAAGCGUCAGCUGGAGGAAGCCGAGGAGGAAGCCACCAAAGCCAACGCGUCUCGCAGGAAGCUGCAAAGGGAGCUGGACGACGCCAGCGAAGCCAGCGAGGGACUCAGCCGAGAAAUCAGCAGCCUCAAGAGCAGACUCAGGCGAGGCGGUCCCGUGGGCUUUUCGUCGGGCCGCUCGGGUCACCACAACUUGAACGUGGACGGCGCCUCCGCGGACCGCUCGGACGACGACGCCGACAGCCGCACCAGCGACUUCAACGACAUCGGCAACCUGGAGUGA